GGUUUAGGAGCAGCAGAGCUGUGAUUGGCCCCGGGCGGCGGAGGAGGAGGGGGAGGGGAGAGUGAGGGGCACAGGGUGAGGGGCUGCCGGACUGAUCAGUUGGACCCAGGCUUCUCCUCACUGACUCCUCAUGUCUCCGACCCACGAUCCCCCCGGGAAUCCCCCGAAGGAGAGCGGCCUAGUGAAGCGGCCAAUGAACGCCUUUAUGGUUUGGUCGAGCGGCGAGAGGAAGCGCAUGUCCGCCCUGCACCCCAAGAUGCACAACUCCGAGAUUAGUCGCCGACUCGGGGAGAUCUGGCGCGGCCUCGGGGAGGAGGAUCGGAGACCUUUCCGGGAAGAGGCGAAGAGACUUCGGGCUCAACACGCGAUAGACUUCCCGGGAUACAAGUACGCGCCCCGCAAGAAACGCAAAGACAAGGGGGGGGAGCUCGCGAGCAACAGACACACGCCGACCCCUCCUGCUGCUCCCCGACCCCCAGCGCUCUCUCCCCCCACCGACCCACAACUGCAGCAGCAACAGCAGCCCCAGUACAGCGGAUACCAGGAGCUCUAUGGGUACCUCCCCUACCCCCCGCGCCCGGAGUCCUUCCUCCCGUCUGUCAGUGACGUGUCUGCGCUUUAUGGCUUUGGACUGUACGAUUACGGGGAGCACAGGGGGGUUCAGCAACAGGUCCAGUACCAAACCCUGGAAGUGGAGGGAACCUCUUUCACGGACCUCUGACCCCUGUGACUGAAUGGGACAUUCCGAGGGUCUCCGCUCUACUGACUUGAGAAUCUAGGGGAUCCCACUGUGAGGGGUGCAUGAUGGGAUGGACCUGACCCCGCCUUCACUGAAACCCCAGGACCUUAAUAGAGGUGUGCCCCUAGUGGGCGGUACCAAGUGGCCUUAUUGUGGAGGCUCCUCCCCCUGCCGGCAGCUAUGGGCAUUUCAUUAUUCCGUUACUGGAAAAGAUUUGGGGCGUCGGAUCUUGUUAGAAUUAAAGGUUUUUGUUUUUAGGGAAACUUGGGACGUUUUUGUCGCACACACUGUGACCCCCAUUCUUUUUAUAGCAAAGACUUUACUGAAACUGGAGUUUGUUGUUUUUCUAGUGAUGUUUUUAAUACUAUAAAGUUCUAGAUGAAUUCUG
Messenger RNA from Xenopus laevis (African clawed frog), 1127 nucleotides. RefSeq names its product SRY-box 15 L homeolog (gene sox15.L). Gene Ontology annotation, cellular component: nucleus. Gene Ontology annotation, biological process: negative regulation of transcription by RNA polymerase II; neuron differentiation; brain development. Gene Ontology annotation, molecular function: RNA polymerase II cis-regulatory region sequence-specific DNA binding; DNA-binding transcription activator activity, RNA polymerase II-specific; DNA binding. Lineage: Eukaryota; Metazoa; Chordata; Amphibia; Anura; Pipidae. The record is from RefSeq and is marked provisional.